UGCAGCAGCCAGAGACACGUUGGAAAUUUCCUACAACAGACAUGUCAGCCUCCGGUACAUAGAGAACAGCAGAGAGCAAGGUUUUUUACUGGAAGGAACUCCACGAUGGUUGUUGCUGACUCACAGUCCCCCGACACAGGGACCAUCCUGCGUGUCAGAGGGUCACUGGAGUUCAAAUGUCAGCUGGACAGCACAGAUGCACUGCUAAUGUGCAAAGUAAUCUCAAGAACAUUUGAGACGCUUCGCUCUCGGGUGAAAUCAGAAUCCUGUGUUCUAACUGUCUGCGACAGUCCUGUUAUUAUCUGGCCAAACAAAAGUGUUUAUGUAACGCCUGAAGAAAUAACUCCAAACACACUGUGUGAAGAUUUACAUCAGUGGAUACAGACAGAAGAACAAGAGAGCGCUGGCAAGAGAGCUGCAAAAAAGAAAAGCAAAAAAAGUCCAGGAGCGAGUGUCAUUAACCUUCGCCUGAUGACAGAGGUGACAAAGACCGGCCCUCUUUCAGCCCCAAUCCUCAGCAGAACAGUCCAGAAAUCUCACUUCCUGUCUACAACUCUUCCCAUGGACUGUGUCGUUCGUAUCACCUGCAAUGACACAAUUAAAGAUGCCUUUGAACGCCUAUUGAAGGCGCUAACUCAUCAGGUGUGUGAGAUGGAGAAAGUGAUCCUGCAACACAUGAAGGGGACCACGCUUCUGGUACCUGAACCUCUCCACUUCCUCCUUCCAGAGCCGAAAGGACUAGUGACCGUGGUUUACCCAGCAGGAGUGCCUGACAGCCAACUAGAGACACAACGUAAGGAAUUGCAUCAACAGUAUGAGUUACCAGAUGACUGGCCCUAUUUUAGAAGAGCCAAUGCUUAUCACUUUCUCAAUGAGCCCUACAAAGAUGGUUACCUCCGAAACCCUCAUCUGGUCCUCACACAUCCCAGCCUGGACAAUGGAAAGGUGUACCUUGUCCAGGGGAUCUACAGUUAUCACCACUACAUGCAGGACCACGUGGACGACAAUGGCUGGGGCUGUGCUUAUCGCUCCCUGCAGACCAUCUGCUCCUGGUUCCAGCAGCAGGGCUACGUUGAGCGGCCUGUGCCCACUCACAAGGAGAUUCAGCAGGCUUUAGUGGAUGUCGGAGACAAACAGUCGUCCUUUGUCGGAUCACGGCAAUGGAUCGGAUCCAUUGAGGUUCAGGCUGUCCUGAACCAGCUGCUUGAGGUCACUUCCAAGAUCAUGUUUGUGAGUCAAGGUUCUGAGUUGGCAUCCAAAGGCAGAGAACUGGCCAACCACUUCCUUACUGAAGGGACUCCGAUCAUGAUUGGAGGGGGAGUUUUAGCUCACACUAUUCUAGGUGUGGCAUGGAGUGAGACCACCGGGCAGAUCCGCUAUCUCAUCCUAGAUCCACAUUACACAGGGGCGGAGGACCUACAGGUCAUCACAGACAAGGGCUGGUGUGGCUGGAAGGGACCAGAUUUUUGGGAUCAAACUGCGUAUUAUAAUCUGUGUCUGCCUCAGAGGCCAAAGAUCAUCUGAGCUGUCCCACCCUUUCACGUGGAGAUCAUUUGGCAUCGGCAAAACAUCUGCAAAGCUUUGUGACGCUGUAACCUGUUUGUUUUAUAGAAAUGUGUUUCUACAAACAUGGCAAAUUUGAGUAAAUUCUGUAAUGAUGGUAUAUUUGUGUAAUUUACUCUUAUGUUUUUGGUUCAACAUGAAUGCCUGCUGUAGUAGACCUUUUCUACUGGACCAUGUGGCUGAUUUAGGAAAUAACUGAACUAUACAGUAUAUUUUACCGUGCCCUCUUUUUCCUUCGUUCUUUUUUCAAAUGUCUUACAGUCACCGAUUAGAGCUGAAAUAAUUAGUUCAUUAAUAGACAAGUCGAUCGACAGAAAACUAAUCUGCAUCUAUUUUGAUAAUCUAGUAAUUGUUUUCAACAAUGACAAAAAUUCUCAGAUUCCAGAUUCUCAAAUUAUGAUUAUGAUAAUUAUUUUCUUUGUUAAAUAUAGUAAAUUGAAUGAAUGUAUUUUGGUUUCAGACUGUCAGAUAAAUCAUGAAAUGUCAAGACAUCGCCCUGGGCUUUUGGAAAUUACAAUGGGCCCUUUUCACAAUUUUCUGACAUUUUAUGGACAAUAAAAUAACAUUAAUUGCAGGCCUCUUUCAGACAACUAAAUAACACAGGCCCCAAACAUCCACUGGACAAAUGUCUGGUUUUUCAUGGACACCUACAUUGAAGGAUUAUUGUUUUGUAUUCAUGUGUAAACCUGAAUAAGAGAAGUGGGGAGAAAUCGGUACUCAUUCUGUAAUAUAUACAUUUGCUAGUGAAUAAAUUACAGUGAAGUUACA
This is a messenger RNA of Micropterus salmoides (largemouth bass), 2331 nucleotides long. RefSeq names its product ufm1-specific peptidase 2 (gene ufsp2). NCBI's taxonomy places the organism in Eukaryota, Metazoa, Chordata, Actinopteri, Centrarchiformes, Centrarchidae. The record is from RefSeq and is a predicted model, not a curated record. The coding region runs from base 106 to 1524 and encodes 472 amino acids. The transcript has 12 exons.